GUUCAUUUAUCUUCACUAUAUUCGUUUGAUUCAUCAUUUUGUCUUUUCUCUUAACUCAUUUUGGAAAGAAUAUGCCAGCACCCGCCAUGUCGCAACUCGAAACAAUUUCCGCCAUUCUCGGCGAAUACAUGCUCAAAGGCUGGACGCUUACAGAUCUUCAUUGCUCGGAGUGCAAGACAACUCCUCUCAUGCGUGAACCAAGUGCAAUUGCCGAAAGAGACAAUCGGGAGAGAAUUCAGUUUUGUGCGCUUUGCGAUGGACGUCCACAAGGCCGAGUCGCCGCCCGACCUGCCCCUCCUGUAUCGCAAUCUUCCGCAGGAUCUACACCCUCAUCCGCCACAAUAUCGCAGACGAUCUCGCCUCCAGAAUCUCAGGCCCAAUCCAAAGUAUCUGCAUCCGAACCCGACCCUGCGGAAUCAAUAUCCAAUCUUUUGCUGAAGGGAUAUUCUCUCUUAGGUGAAAACUGCCCCAACCCUUCAUGUCGAGGCAUCCCUUUAGUGGGGUAUCCACGAAAGGCAGAUGGUUCUAAAGAUGGAAGGAAGAUGUGCGUGAGCUGCGGAGGGAGAUGGGUCGAUGAGAGCAGUGUUCCAACGGACUGGGUUCGCAGUGCUCCUAUUACUUCCACUACUCAAACCGCCCCUUCAAGUAGAUCGGUUCAGGACGGAGAGAGCCCUAGGAGCAGGAAGAGGAGAGAGCUUUACGGCAUUACUACUUCAGGUACAAACCAAUCGGUGUGCAAGGGGAAAGGAAAGGAAGUUGGCGUGGGAGAGUUUGAAAGAAAGGCGAAAGAAUCGGAAAGCAAAUUGGUGAACCAGGCUGUUUCCGAGAACAUUGCGCCCGAAGCGUCUGAUGAGAUUGAACAGACUGCAGCAGGAGCCAGAAAGACCUUCUCUACUAGGCCAACUCCUGGAAUUCUCCCAGCCCCAAUCAGUCGCCCUACACCACCAAGCCCCGACUCUGCCCUCUUCGCCACUCUCUCUACUACCUCUGACUCUCUAUCCGAGACUCUCACUCGUCUUUCAAGAUCCCUGGAUACUACCGCAAGCUCCCUUGGCAAGCGUUCGUCGUCGUCUCAAGAUGAGGGAAAAUGUUUCGUGGAUAUCAAGUUGCACACAGAAGCAAUGAAGGAUGUCUUGGGGGUGCUUGCCCAGGUGGAGAGGGCAAAGAGACAGGGUUACUGAGCUUUACAAUGGAAUAACUGGUAUGUAUCAUAGUAAUAUACAUAUUACUUGUUACGUUCUGCAUAUACAUUUGUGAGAUUGCAUGCUUUGAAUGCUCUAUGAAAGGGCGAAAGAAGAGACGUAUUCGGGCGUGAAAACGGGAAGGAUAUGGGCCUAAGAGAAUAGGAUCAGCUCAUUUGCUUGGUCUACUGUA
Molecule: messenger RNA, 1374 nt
Organism: Cryptococcus deneoformans JEC21
Lineage: Eukaryota; Fungi; Basidiomycota; Tremellomycetes; Tremellales; Cryptococcaceae
Product: expressed protein
Exons: 3
Coding region: 72-1181 (369 amino acids)
Source: RefSeq, a predicted model, not a curated record